AUGGACGAUAACGAAGAGAAAGAGGAGCACGGUCAUGAAGAUCUUCCCGAAGGUCCAGGAAAGCUGUAUGAGCCUUACAUUAAAAACGAGGACAUAGUUGACAAACUAAAGCUGUUAAACUACGAAGAUGGUUUUCUGAAAAUGAAUCCUGCUUUCAAACCAGUACAGAGGCAUUAUUUUGUGUAUUCAAAGAAUGUCGGAGAACAGUUCUUCAUGUUUACCUCGUUAGCUGCAUGGCUGAUACGAAAAGGUGGCAACGAAAGUUACGAAAUGCCACAAGAGUUCGAUGACCCGAACGCUACGAUUGCUGGAAUUAUGGGGCACCUACGAGCGAACGUGAGUGAAACUUUCUCCUACUUCUUUGCUAGAGAACUCAGCAGUUUUUAA
Messenger RNA from Necator americanus (New World hookworm), 387 nucleotides. RefSeq lists its product as uncharacterized. The transcript is spliced from 3 exons. The record is from RefSeq and is a predicted model, not a curated record. The coding region runs from base 1 to 387 and encodes 128 amino acids. Gene Ontology annotation, biological process: non-motile cilium assembly; intraciliary transport. Lineage: Eukaryota; Metazoa; Nematoda; Chromadorea; Rhabditida; Ancylostomatidae. Gene Ontology annotation, cellular component: centrosome; cilium; intraciliary transport particle B.